Messenger RNA from Cotesia congregata, 2352 nucleotides. The record is from the annotation of a GenBank genome assembly. Lineage: Eukaryota; Metazoa; Arthropoda; Insecta; Hymenoptera; Braconidae.
AUGCAAAUAAUAAUCCGUAGUGAAAUGUCUAGCCUUAAAAACAUUUUCAAGGAAUUAAUUCGUGAAGAAAUAAAUAAUGUAUAUGGGGGCUUGAAAAAUGAGAUAAUAGAGAUUAAGAAUUCCUUAAAUCAAUUUAAAGAAAUUUGUCAUCUCUUUAGUAACAAUAAUAAUGAUCAGUCUGCAGAUAUCUCCAACCAAAACAACAAUAGAACUUCUAUCAGGAAAAAUGUUGAACGCAUAUUGAUAACACCUAUUAAUAACCAGGAGAGCAAUGUUACACUCCAACAAAUUACAGAUAACAUUAAUGUUAUUGAGUUAGGUGUUGGUGUAAAUAGUGUAAGAAAAAAUCAGGGAGGCAAAGUAACAUUAGAAGUUGAAAAUGAGGCGGACAAAAUUUCUAUUUUGAACGAAAUUAAAAGGUUGUCAAUAGUUAUGUUAAAUAUAUGCGGACUGAUAUACCACAAGGACGAGCUAAAUAGUUGGAUAAAUAUUACAAAACCAGACUUAAUAUGUUUAACUGAAACACAUAUCUCAGAAGAUGUUCUGGAUUGUGAAUUAAAUAUAGACAAUUACAACUUUAGUCGAACAAACACCUUAAACAAACGAACUGGUGGAGUAAUUACAUAUAUUAAGAAGAGUAUCAGCUUUAUAACAUUAGUGACUAGUGAUGAGUUAAUUCAAGGAACCUGGAUCAAUGUAGUGCAAUUGAAAGGAAAAAGUCAGCUCACAGUAUGCAAUCUAUACAGAUCACCUAACAGUUCUAUCAAUUAUUUCUGUGAUAAAUUUAUUAAUUUUAUUGAGAACUUUGUAGAUACAGAUAAAAUAAUCAUACUCGGAGACUUCAAUGUAGAUAUAAGUAAAAAUACACAUUACUCGACUAAAUUAUUAAAUGAAUGUGCCUUUCUAGGAUUUAAACAGAAAAUAGAGAAACCUACUCGAACAACGUUCACUUCUGAUACCAGAAUUGAUCUAGUGUUUACUAAUUUUCAUUUGGACACAUCCGUAUUAUUAACACCGAGAAUAUCGGACCAUAAUAUUGUCAUUUUAAAUGUUCGAAAAAUUAAUAACCCAAAUGAAGAUUUAGUUUAUUAUACUAGAAAUAAGAAAAAAAAUUUAGACUACGAUUUGUUUUUGUCAAAAUUAGAUGAUAAAGUGAAUAAUAUCAUCUAUAAAAAUGAUCUAAAUAAUACUUUUGAUUUUAUUGAAUUUAAUGCUGCGGUUAAUACGAUUUUAGAUGAUAUGAUGUUAAUUCUUGAUGAAAUGGCACCAAAAAUUAGAAAAGUAAUAAAAGCAAAAUGGAAUAAUAAAUCCUGGGUAACAAUGGAACUUAUUGAUAAAAUGAAAGUCAGAGAUAAAGCUUUUGUUGAAUGUAAAAAGAGUAAAGAGUCAUACGAUAUAGCAAAGUAUAAAAAAUUAAGAAAUAACAUCAUAGUAGAACUUAGAAAUAACAAGAGAAAGUAUUAUGAAGAUCAUAUUGAUAAGAAUAGAUCAGAUUCUAGAAAAUUGUGGAUGUAUCUGAAAGAAGUGUUAUCAAGAGACUACUAUGACAGAAGCAGGUCCUCGAGUUAUUCAGAAUCGCGAAGUCGAUCAAGAGAUAGUUUUUUGCGUGGGAAAUCAAGGGACUAUUAUUCAUGUGCACGAUCACGAGAUCAUCAUGUACGUAGAAGACCACGUAAUCGUCAUUCACGAGUAAGAUCACGAGAUCGUUUUUCGCGCGCACUAGAUCAAGAGAUCGUAGUACGCGUACUUAUUCAAGAGAAAAAGAAAUACGAGAAUAUUCAAGCUCUCGCAGCCGAUCUAGGAGUAAACAAUCGUCUUAUCAUUCAAGAGAACGAGAAUAGCCAGACGGUCGUGGCAGCUCAGUUAACACAACUGGAUGAGUCAAUUUUGAAAGAAAUUGGAAAACGUUUAGAUCCAGACAACGCAACAGGACCACCAAUUGAACAAGAGAUUGCGUUGCGCUGGACAGAAAUUCUGGAGAAAGGCUUGCCCAAAGAAGAAAAACUGGAACUUUUGAAAAAAUUUUCUACUCCGGAGAAUUCUAUCACGUCUUCAAUUUCAGAAGAAGAAGUUGAUAAAUUAGUGGUAUUAGAGUUAGUGAGUGACGUUUGUAGAGUACUCUCGGAGGUUCAAAGAGAGGAAUCUCUUACGAGAAAAGCUUUGGUCCACACAAACUUGAACUCUAGUUUGAGAGAAACGUUGAACGCAACGACGAUUGGAGAAAUGUUGUUCGGAAAAGAACUUGAAAGUCAAAUAAAAAUCGCUAAGACAUUGGAGCGUACAAGCAAAAAACUGAAAAGUUCAGACAAACCCUCGAAACAGCAAAAAACGGCCAGCGCCCGUUCCGUUUGA